AUGCCACCAAAGCCAACAUUCAAGGUGGAUGCCACCCCUGAGGGAUUCACGCCCGAGAGGUUCGAAAAGGAGCUGAAGAGCCUGGCAGCCAAGGCCAAGGGCGAGAAUAGGGGUCGAUUUCUCCAGCAGCAGGCCUCGGCCUACCUCAAGUCGGCCAUUCUACUCGCCCUUGCCGCCGUCUACAGCAACGUCUCUCAGUUGGCCCUCUCGCCUGUUUACGGCUCCAUCCCGUCGUCCAUUUACCAUGCUAAGCUCGUCAUGGCUGCCUGCUUCUUUGGUUGGGCCGGCAAUAUGUUCCUGAACCGCUCACUGCCCUUCAACCCGGCCAAGCUGCUUCCUGUAGUAGCCUUCUGGGUCCCGACUAUUCAGUUCUACCUGUAUCUGACGAGUGGUGUGCUCACGGCGUAUUGGGGCCCCUUGCUCACAGAAAGCGUCACCUUGUUCCCCCUCAUUGUAGUCUCAGUGAGCUGCGUGGCAAAUGAGCUGGAGAAGGCCGACCUCUCGAAACUACCAAAGUUCGUCGCUGAUGCGGGCCCUGGCUUGGGAUCAUGGGGGCUCUUCAAGUUCAUGGAGAAGCUGUCAGGAGAAUACCUCCAGACGUAUGUCGGCAGCUCCUUCUUCCAGACCAGAGUCGGCCUCGAGGCGCUGCUCGCUGCCGCAUACUCCAUCUACGCGCCUUCCAAGCUGCUGCUCCUCGCCAUUCCGGCCGCCUUGCACACGGCUGUGCUGAACACGCAUGCCCUAACUCCCAUGGCGUCCGCUUCGCUCAACAGCACUCUGCAAGCUAACAACUGGACCCUGCUGGACCGCAAGGAGUCUCUAACCGGAUACGUCUCCGUUCUCGAGAGCAAAGAACACGGCUACAGGGUCAUGCGAUGCGACCACUCCCUCCUUGGUGGCGAGUGGGUUAUCCACAAAGGGCCCCGAGUUGCGGAGCCAAUCUACGGCGUGUUCGUCAUGCUGGAGGCUGUCCGGCUUGUCAAGACUGCAAAUGCUGUGCCCGACAAUGAGGCAAAGGCCCUCAACAUUGGUCUCGGCAUCGGCACUACCCCAGCUGCUCUCGUCGCUCACGGCGUCGACACGACAAUUGUUGAGAUUGACCCCGCUGUGCAUGAGUUUGCCUCCAAGUACUUCCAGCUGCCGUCGAACCACACCCCCAUCAUUGCGGAUGCAGUGGGCUACACGCGCAAGCUUGCCGAUGACCCGGAUGCCAGAUUCGACUAUAUUGUCCACGACGUCUUCACCGGAGGCGCCGAGCCCGUUCCCCUCUUCACACUCGAGUUCCUUCAAGGCCUCAACUCGCUCCUUAAGCCCGACGGCGCCAUUGCCAUUAAUUACGCCGGCGAUUUCCUCCACCCGGCUCCGAAGCUCAUUGUCGACACCAUCAAACAGGUGUUCCCUUCGUGCCGUAUCUUCCGCGAGUCGGAGCACCCCACUAAGGAGAAGAUCGCCGAGGAUGGCCAGGACUUCACCAACAUGGUCAUAUUUUGCAAGAAGACGAGCGGCAAGCUCAAAUUCCGAGCUCCCGUUGAAGAUGAUUUCCUCGCUAGCCGUACCCGCCGCGCCUUCUUAAUGCCCUAUCACGAGGUUUUCGACAAGCAUUUCCUGGAAGGCGACUUUGGCAUUCUCACGAACAACAACACCGAGCAGCUGACCAAGUGGCACGAGAAGAGCGCAUUGGGUCACUGGGAGGUCAUGCGGGUCGUCUUGCCAGACAAGAUUUGGGAGAUGUGGUAA
Molecule: messenger RNA, 1737 nt
Organism: Colletotrichum graminicola M1.001
Lineage: Eukaryota; Fungi; Ascomycota; Sordariomycetes; Glomerellales; Glomerellaceae
Product: spermine/spermidine synthase
Exons: 3
Coding region: 1-1737 (578 amino acids)
Biological process (GO): polyamine biosynthetic process
Source: RefSeq, a predicted model, not a curated record